This is a messenger RNA of Dendrobium catenatum, 804 nucleotides long. Its product is annotated as probable esterase KAI2. The record is from RefSeq and is a predicted model, not a curated record. The transcript is spliced from 2 exons. The annotation marks the transcript as partial. NCBI's taxonomy places the organism in Eukaryota, Viridiplantae, Streptophyta, Magnoliopsida, Asparagales, Orchidaceae.
CCCGAAAUUUUUGGGUCGGGUUUUCGGGUCGGGUCAAAUGUUGACAGCUCUAUGUGAACCUGACCCGCCUGUGCUGCACGGGGUUCAAACCCCGCCUACUUCAAACCAUCAUCUAUCUAAUGGGCUGUGAUGCAUACAAUGUCAAUUCAACUGCGCUUUUUUAUAACAGACUUAAUUGCAAAGCCUGAACCUUCCACCACAUAUCUUCUAUCUCUCAUGGCCAUGAAUGCAAGGAUUGUCGGCAACGGAGAAAUAACCUUAGUACUCUCACAUGGCUUUGGCACAAGCCAGGAAAUUUGGGAAUAUGUGAUUCCAGAGCUCUCUAGAAGAUACAAACUCUUGCUCUUCGAUUGGAGCUUCUCCUCUGCAGCAGACUCACAGCCAGCAGCCACAGAUAUCUCCUAUGCAGGCUUGGCUAAUGACCUCAUAUCUCUCCUUGAUGAGAUGAAGAUGAAGGGAGUUGUCUUCAUCGGCCACUCGUUGGCCGGCAUGGUAGGCUGCCUCGCCUCCGUCCACCGACCGGAGCUCUUCAGCUAUCUUGUCCUUGUUGCUGCCUCCCCAAGGUAUAUGAACUCUGAAGAAUAUCAAGGUGGAUUUGAACCAUCAAAAAUACAGGACAUGUUAAGCAGCAUAGAAGCAGAUUUCCAAUCCUGGGCUGAUAGUUUCGCCACUUUAGUUCUUGGAAAAAAUUAUUCUAACCCAUUGUGGAAAUAUUUGGCCACUUUGAAAGCCAUGAAUCCAAAAACUGCUUUAGCUGUAGCAAAAAUGGCCUUUCUGGGUGAUCAGAGGCCUCUUCUGGAGCAG